Messenger RNA from Ruditapes philippinarum (Manila clam), 866 nucleotides. Its product is annotated as sushi, von Willebrand factor type A, EGF and pentraxin domain-containing protein 1-like. Lineage: Eukaryota; Metazoa; Mollusca; Bivalvia; Venerida; Veneridae. The coding region runs from base 258 to 866 and encodes 202 amino acids. The transcript is spliced from 5 exons. The record is from RefSeq and is a predicted model, not a curated record.
UUAACACGACAGAAACUACAAACGGAACAGUUGCUCUGAUAUCAUGUGACAAUGGUUAUACAUUAUCAGGUCAAGCAGUUAUAACAUGCCAGUCAAAUGGAUCUUGGACACAAAACCCAGCUUGUGACAUCGUUGACUGUAAAGUACCAAGGCCAAACAAUGCCCAUGUAACAUUGAUUGGAAACAAAACUACAUUUGGUGAAUCAGCGAUUAUAAGUUGCUGGACUGGUUAUAACCCAAAAGUGAAUUCAAAUGUUAUGUGUCUAUCCAAUGGCUCAUGGGAAAAGUGGACUGACUGCGAAAUUGUUGAUUGUGGUGAUCCUGUUCCGGCCAAAGGCUCUGCAAAUAGUACAAAGACAACAUAUAGAACAGUUGUAGAGAUAACAUGUGCGCCUGGCUAUAUCUUGACGGGAACACCAGUAAUUGAAUGCAAAGAAGAUGAAACAUGGACAGAUUAUCCUACAUGUGAUACAGCAGAUUGUGGACGAUUCUCAGUGGCGAAUGGUGAAGUGAAUACGUCACUUGGUACAAGUAUUGGAUCAUUGGCUACUGUCAAGUGUGAUGAUGGUUAUGAUUUACAAGGUUCUUCAGAAAUUAUUUGUACAUCAGAUGGAUGGGAAAAAACUGUGUCAUGUCAAAUACAAGUCUGUGAUGAUCCUACACCGUACAACGGAAAGAUAACUGACACAGAUGGAGGUGACGAGUUUGUCUUUGGCAAUUAUGUAAAGAUAGAAUGUUACAGUGGGUAUAACAUUGAAGGUGACAGUGUGAUCACGUGCAUAAAUGGAAGGAAAUGGAGUGCAUCAUCGAAAUGUCGAUUAUUGGUAAAUGUUUGUAUAUUGUUAUGUUUAAAGGACUUUAGCUAA